Rhinolophus ferrumequinum (greater horseshoe bat) is the source of this 2366-nucleotide messenger RNA. It is a transcript of the gene PMF1, whose product is annotated as polyamine modulated factor 1. Lineage: Eukaryota; Metazoa; Chordata; Mammalia; Chiroptera; Rhinolophidae. The transcript has 5 exons. Gene Ontology annotation, biological process: chromosome segregation. The record is from RefSeq and is a predicted model, not a curated record. Bases 133 to 750 code for a protein of 205 amino acids. Gene Ontology annotation, cellular component: MIS12/MIND type complex.
CCUCCCCGCCGGUGCCUCGGUGAUAGACAUUCCGCUGCUUCCAAUCGGGGGCGUCCAGUGCCGGGAGCAGCCAAUCGGGGACUCCGGUGGGCGGGGCGGCCGGGCCAGUUAGAUUUGGCGGUUCAUUUCAACAUGGCGGAAGCGAGUGAUGUUAAUGUAGGCGGCGGCUGUGAGGAAAAAGGGCCCGAGGGGUCGUCCCCGGAAUCGGUGCCCCCCGACACGACCAUUUCGAGGAUGAAGCUCCUCGACACCACGGUGGACACUUUCCUCCAGAAGCUGAUCGCCGCCGGCAGCUACCAGAGAUUCACCGACUGUUACAAGCGCUUCUACCAGUUGCAGCCGGAGGUGACACGGCGCAUCUACGACAAGUUGGUGACCCAGUUGCAGACGUCUAUCCGGGAGGAGGUCUCUGACAUCAAAGCGGAGGGGAACCUGGAGGCUGUCCUGAACGCCCUGGACACCAUUGUGGAAGAAGGCCGAGGCCGCAAGGAGCCGGCCUGGCGCCCCAGUGGGAUCCCAGAGAAGGACCUGUGCAGUGUCACCGUGCCCUGCCUCCUGCGUCAGCGGGACGCCCUGCAGCGCCGGCUGCAGAGACAGGAGGCUGAGAACAGGCAGCUGGCGGACGCCGUCCUGGCUGGGCGCCGGCAGGUGCAGGAGCUACAGCUACAGGGCCAGGCCCGGUGGCAGGCCUGGCAGGCUCUCCACAAAGGACGCAAGGAGCUGGUGGCCGUGCUGAGGGAGCCCGAGUGAGGGAGCCGGCAGGGACCAGGAGCAGAAGGCGCCUGAGAGCAGCUGAAACGGUGCCCAGUCCCUAAGCAGUGAUGGAAUGAGUUGGGGGACCAGCCUGCACAGGCCCCAUCGCCACUGUGCCUUGGGGCUCCUGGGGGAUCACACGCGCUACCUUCAGAUCCCAUCCUGUCGGCUUCUAAUGGGGUGAUCAGCUCCCACCCUGGGAAGCAGGCUCCAUGCCUCGCUCCCCUGGGUCCCCCUCCCCCUGUCCCCGAGCCUUCCCUCCGGCCUGGCCUGGGGAAUCUGCCACUGAUUGCCCCCUUGCCAGCCAGCCCCAGGCCCCUGGCUGUGCUCUCCCACAUCCCCACAUCCGUAAAUAAACUUCCUCCACUCACUACACUGUAAUCUGUGGACGCUGCUUCCGCCGGGGCCUCUGGCGGCUGCGGCCCCUCCUGGGCUCCCUCGGGUCUCGGCUGCAGUCCAGAGCCUCCAGGCUCAGUGGGGUGGCGGGGGUGAAGCCCUUUGUCACAGAAACCAGGACCCCGGGGUUCCCUGAGGUGAGGACCAGCUUCCAGGUGGUGUCCCUGUUCAACCCAGCCUCCCCUUCGAUUUGAUGGUUUGAGUUAAUUCUGAGGAGAGCUCUGGGGGGGGCCCGGUGCUCACAGAGCAGGUGGGCUUCUGGGUUCCCACGCCUGGGCCAGCGGGUAUGGGGGUUCAGCGAAGGUGGGAAAAGUGCUUCCUCCAGACCAGCGAGCAGAGGGGAGGGGAGGGGAGGGGUGGGGCAAAAUGUUCUUCCCUCGUGAGGUUCUCCCCCUAACUGGAAACAGGGUUCGUUGGGUCUGUGGGAGCCCUGGGGACACUGACACUCAGAAUUCAGGUGGCCCCUGCUCACCACCCCCACCUGGCCCCCUGCAUCGAGCCCAUGGUUCUCCUGCAGCUGCAGCAUCCAAACAUCCAGCUGCCCCCUCGCCCCCCACAGGCCCUGGGGUGGGGUGGCGGGUGCUGUCAGGUGAGUGGGUGGGGAGAGGUCACCCUGCCGCCUCUCCAGGCUCAGCUGUGGGACAGGGUUUUUCAGGCUGGAUGUUUCCCCUGGAGGACAGGUCCCCAAGGUUGUUCCCACCAGGAUCGGGGGUUAGGAGCACUCAGAGGCCCUGGGAAGGGCAUAGGAUGGGGGUCCCCAUCGCACUGACCCCCUUGCCUGCCCCAGAUGCAGGCUGUCCUUAUCUCGCUGGCCCCACUUCUGUUGGCUUUGGGCUACCCAGCCCUUCCUCCUGGCGUGAUGAGACCAGCCGCCCCCACCAGGCCCCGCCAGGCCUGCGGCUGGUCUCGCAGGGUGAACGAGGACACGGCCGGCACUCCCUCCCUGGGGUUUGGCUCCUGCCCACGGCUGACAGUGGAAAUCAUAGUACACUGCAAUCUGUUAGGCCUCUAGGCCCCCCACACCCAUCCCCCGCUGAGGGAGUAUGGGGGCUGGGGCACCCAGAGGCUGGCGGUCCGCCCACCCUGUGCCCUCACUUCCCCGGGGCCUGCCCUAGCUCCAACCACAACAUCCUUUGGGGUUUGGCCUGUAGAGCCGGGCGGAUGACCCCCAAAUAGCCCUGGCAGAGUCCCCCAUGACCCGCCUGCACCGUGGUCAG